AUGGCUGUUCUUCGCAAGCAAGGGUUUUCGCCUGUUCUGGUGGAAUUCUUUGCCUCUUACCUUGUAGGCCGCUCCACAGUUUACUGUUGGAACACCUUCCAAUCCGACUUGCGGUCUGCGGACGUGGGUGUCGGGCAGGGCUCAGCUCUCUCGCCUGUUAUCUCUGGGCUUUUCGUUGCGCCGGUAAUGAAGCUCUUCUACAUCAAAGCGGCGCCACUCAACAUGACGCUGCUGUCCUUUGUGGAUGAUGGGACCAUUCUGGCCCAAUCCAAACAACUCGAUGAUAAUAAUGUGGGCCUGCGUAAGGCCUACAAAAUUAUCUACCUUCUCUUUGUUGCUUUCGCACUCGUUCUUGAACACGACAAGACCGAGUUGUUUCACUUUUCGCGUCGUCGCGAUGCCUACAAUCCCUCGCUGGAUCUGGGGUAUGCCCCUCAUACCGGUGAUACACCUUUGAAACCCAAGACCUAUUGGAGGUACUUGGGCUUCUACUUUGACCGCGGGCUCACCUUUCAUGAGCACGUUCGCUACUACACCACCAAGGCGUUUACCACCGUGCAGGCCAUGCGCAUGCUCGGCAACUCUACGAGAGGUCUUUCGCCUAAACAGCGCCGCCUCUUAUACCGGUCGUGUGUGGUCCCCAUUGCCACAUACGGCUAUCGUCUCUGGUAUUUCGAUGGAGCCCGCAAUAAGGGCGCAAUGAACCAGUUAAAACGGAUGCAGCACAAAGCUGCUCUAUGGAUUACAGGUGCUUUCCGCACCUCCCCCACAGGCGGUCUUGAGGCUCUAGCGGGCCUCAUCCCCGUCCAUCUCAUGCUGAAGAAGUUGGCGACGCGCGCAGUGUAUCGCGUCGCUACCCUCUCAGACACUCACCCUCUCCGCUCUAUGAUGGGCGAGGGACUCCUCAAGCGAGCUGCACCACACGCUCGCUCUGCCGCCUUGAUGACCCCAGCCAUGCGAGGGAAAGUCAAGAGCACUGUCAUGGAGGUGGACGAGCGUGUCCACACCUUAACUGAGAGCUUUGAGCCCUUUGCGCCUGAAGCCCGCCCAGGCGAUAGGUUAUUGGACCGCUAUGCGGACCGUCUCCAUUUUGACGAGCGUGAUCCUGGCCAGGAUAGGCGCCCAUAUCUAGACGAGCUCAUCGCGAGAGCGAGGGCCGACCCACUAACAGUACUGGCUGCAACUGAUGGCUCUGUCCCUCAGUCCAACCAGUAUCAGGCGGCUUCGGCUGCCAUCAUCUACAAGGGACAUCGUGAGCUCGAGAGGACUCGCUAUGUCUCUGGCAGAGUUACCGCCCCUGAUGCGGAACUCAAUGCCAUCUCGUGUGCAGUGCGCCUUGCUGUUAAGCAGGCAAACUGCCAACAUAUUAUGGUCUUUACUGACUCUAUGGGCUCAGCCCAUAGAGCGGUCGACCCCGGCGUGCAUUCCGGUCAGGCUUUUAGCCUGGCGGUGUGUCGCGCUCUUCAAGAGUGGUUUAAGGCGGAUGAUCUCCGUUGUAUUACCUUCGUCUACGUCCCUUCCGCUCUGCGGUGGGAUAUCCAUGGUGAAGCACACAAGUACGUCACCGAGCUCAAAGUCAGGGUUGGACGUCGCAAGACGGACAACUCUAUAGAUGCGCUACGCUCUCGAGCGGCGCACUCAGUCCUGGAUUCGUGGAGUUCCACUUUCCAGGAUCCAACCUACCGAGGCUCUGAGUUUUUAGAGCUUCAACAGCCUGACGGGCGGCCGCUACAGCCAUCGUACCUCAAUGGGGGACCUUGGCUUUCAACAUUCGGACACAGUAUCACUGAGUUCGCCUGCGUUUGCCGGUGUAUAACUGGCCACGCGCCCAUUGGAGCGUACUACCGUCGCUUCAAGAUCAAUGAGCCUCACGGCUGCACUUGCGGGGCUGCUUUGCAGUCCCGCCAGCACAUCCUCUUUCGCUGUCGCGAUAGAUAUUCUGUACACUAUCCCCGUUUUCUCGGGGAUAUUGCAUCAUUUAUGAAGUACAACCCUACGGCGUUUGGCUUCAACCGGGACCCCUCGGGUGUCGGAUAA
Molecule: messenger RNA, 2037 nt
Organism: Cyclocybe aegerita
Lineage: Eukaryota; Fungi; Basidiomycota; Agaricomycetes; Agaricales; Hemipholiotaceae
Source: the annotation of a GenBank genome assembly